Molecule: messenger RNA, 4013 nt
Organism: Hypanus sabinus (Atlantic stingray)
Lineage: Eukaryota; Metazoa; Chordata; Chondrichthyes; Myliobatiformes; Dasyatidae
Product: growth factor receptor-bound protein 2
Exons: 5
Coding region: 124-777 (217 amino acids)
Molecular function (GO): protein binding
Source: RefSeq, a predicted model, not a curated record
GCUGCAGUGCGCAGGCGCGGUGACUGAGGCCGAGCGGAGCGGAGAGCGGGCGAGGCGGACACCGCUGCACGCUGGCGAGCGAAAGGCCGGCGGAGGCACAGGAACCCGAAUCACGCAUUAAGUAUGGAAGCUAUCGCCAAGUACGAUUUUAAGGCCACGGCCGACGAUGAGCUGAGUUUUAAGCGCGAAGACAUCCUGAAGGUUUUAAAUGAAGAAUGUGAUCAGAACUGGUACAAGGCUGAGCUGAAUGGAAAAGACGGCUUCAUCCCAAAGAACUACAUUGAAAUGAAACCACACCCGUGGUUUUUUGGGAAAAUCUCUAGAGCAAAGGCAGAGGAACUGCUCAGCAAACAAAGGCACGAUGGAGCCUUCCUCAUACGAGAAAGCGAAAGUGCGCCCGGUGACUUCUCACUCUCAGUCAAGUUUGGAAAUGACGUACAGCAUUUUAAAGUAUUGCGUGAUGGAGCAGGGAAGUACUUCUUGUGGGUAGUGAAGUUUAAUUCGCUGAAUGAACUGGUGGAUUAUCACAGAUCAACAUCUGUGUCUCGGAACCAACAGAUCUUCCUGCGCGAUAUCGAGCAGGUCCCGCAGCAACCCACAUACGUGCAGGCACUCUUUGACUUUGACCCGCAGGAGGAAGGUGAGCUCGGCUUCCGCCGUGGUGACUUUAUCCAGGUUCUAGACAACUCAGACCCCAACUGGUGGAAGGGCAGUUGCCACGGGCAGUCAGGCAUGUUCCCUCGCAACUAUGUCACUCCAGUCAACAGAAACAUUUGAUGGACAGCAGUGCUGAAACCUGAAGGCAAUCACGGCUCCCCCGUGAACUUAACAGUCUGUAUGGAACUUCAAACUAGAGCGCCAAAACCAAUUCUGAGGUGGAACAGAAAAGCUGAGCGAUUUUACCAAUAGGUUUCCACAGCUGCUUCCCCCUCUUCUCUGACCCAUCCCUCCCCUCUUCUCUUCCCUCCCCCUGUAAAUCUGUGCAUGGAUUAUAAUUCCAUUACUCUAAUCCUGUUGUAGAAUUUAAAUGUUUUUUCUCUAUGCAAAUAUUGGAUAAUCUUAUCAGCAAUGUAACACAGGCCAGAGGUCAGUAAAAGUCCUUGCAUUUGGGGCUUUUCAAAAGAAAACUAAUCUUUCUUGGCCUUGUUCAUUUUCAUUUGGAAUUCCUGCUUUUCUUUCUUUGUACAAGUUGCUAAUUUAGCUUGUCCUUGGAAAUAAGCCUAACGUUUCUUUUAGCAACUAGCAGCUAUAGGAAUCAUGUACAAAUUGUCAAGAUGAUCUGUAAUUUUAGAGAAUAACUUGGCGGCUUUUAUCAAAAGCAUGUUCUAGGAGUUUAUACAGGAGGUUGGGCUGCUAAUGGUUUUAAAGGUGUUUGGCUAAGCACUUUCUAAAUUCUGUCUUCAUAGUGCCUUUUGAUUUUUUUUCCCUGUCCUGAUUUUUCUUAUCUUUUGCUCUAAAUUCACUUCGAUAACUGAGAGCUUCAAGUCAGUUGAUGGGCAAAUAUUGGGCAUUUCACACUGAUGUGCCAUUGGCUAUCUGGCCUGUGACUGGGGUGGGGAUGUUGACUGAGACCAGGUAUGGGGAAUCCAGCUGUUUGGUAUUUGAACACUGUUCUAAAAUGUUCCCAAAUGACCUUUGUCGCCAUUUUCCUCUCCACUGCAAACUGCAGCUGCAGUUGACCAGCAGGUUAAAUAUUUUUCAUUUGUAAAGCUAUGUUUGUCAUGCCAAGUUUAAAAAUAUACUAGCAUCGCUAAGGUUUGUAUAACAGGUGUACUUUGAAUAUGAUGCGUGAGUCAACAAAGGGAUUAAUUCUUCAGGCUCUUUCAUUGAAUCCCUGCUACCUGCUCCCUCUGCCCACUGUGGAGUAGGGCUAACUACAUAAUCCUGCUUUUCUCUUCACAGCCAGUUUGCACCAUUCAGCCCAGCUCAUCCGCUCCAGCCAGACUAAUUAUAAACACAGCAAUGGUUCUGCUGUGUUACUGGGGGAGCUGCAGAGUUUCACCUGCCCAUCUGGAUAAUGGGAGUUUGAUUUUUUUUUGAGCUGAACACAUUAUCUGAUGACAUAACUGAGAAAUUCUAGUUCUUAAUGAACUUCGGUUUUUAAAGCUGUCUUGCAUUUUAUUAAAUUCUUUGCUUCUAUCACAAUCAAGCACUGUAAUAAUUUAUUUCUUAGGCCAUUUUGCUUUUUAAGUGAAAAUUAGUUGCAAUUGAACCGAUGUUGAAAGUUACUGCUGUUCAGGCCUAUUGCCUUCGAUCCAUAGAAAUGACAGCUAUUGCUGCUCCUUGCAUGGGUGAUCCCAGCCCAGUUACACUUUGCCAAAUCUGUCAUGAUCAAUAAGCCUGCUGUUUGGAAUUGUGGUGUCUCCUUGGCCACUCGGGCCACCAAUGUGACAGUGUAUGCCAGUUAUGGCCACCCAGUGGUCUGAAUGUGGCAACUGCAAAAUUCCUGGUGGUACAGGGGCAUCUUGGAGGGGCAGGCUAGAUGGAUAAAUGUCCUAAUAUCUAUUGUAUGUUUCUUGCCUUUGUUAGCAAUGGAGAUUGAGAAACUUCAUGCAGAGAAAUUGAGGGUGUUGGUAGGUCAUUGAAAGAAUUCACCAGUCCAAGAAAAGAGGAACAUUUCCCAGAGUUGUCACUGGAAAGUUCUGGAGCCAGUAUGUGGGCAUUCACUACAAAUAUGGAGUAAGGUUAGUGUGUUUAAGUUGAACCAUGGAAAGGUGACCCCAUCUGGUUACUACUGCUAAAAUGGUGGAAGCAGUCUCUGCAUGGCACAGGGUUAGAUAGUACCUCAAUGUUAAAGGAUGUCUUGGCAUCAAAUGAAAAGGCAGAGAUGGAGAUCAUUUGAUGAGAAACUGGAUUCAUUCAAAUGUUAGCAUUCACCAGAUGCAGCCUGGGGAUUGGUGGGGAUAGGGGCAUGAUGACAAUUCUGCAGUCAAGAGGUCUGAGGACACUUCAAACAGGCUCCAAAGCAGACAGGUAUUAAAGUUCAGUCUGUUCCCUGGUAUCAUCUGCCCUAAUCUCUGUGGUGCUGGUAGUUCCUCCUCCACUAUCCUUAUUUUCUCUUUACCAUGCCUGUGAUACAACGCAUUGACAUUAAAUAUAUAUAAUUAAUUGUAAACAGCAGCUUGUCUGUUCAUUGAUGUUUGGUUUUUGUUUUGCUGAUUUGACCAGUUAGAGCUACCACCUAUGCAUUAAGUACAAUGACAAGAACACAUCUGGUUCAGCGCCUGUGCAAUCUAAUUUCCUGCAGGCACUUUCAAGGCCUGUCAAUAGAUCACUUGAUUUAAAGGAGACAAUAAUACUUCUCACUGAAGGCUAGCGAGCCAAAUGGUGGGUAAUCACAUAUGUCUGGGAUUGACAUUGGACUAUCCACUUAAACAUUUACAGCCUCUGAAACCACACACAAACUCAUCAGUAUUGGCAGGUGGAACCCACCCAGUCCGGGUAACUGCAUCAGAAUGCAUGUGUUAUGAGGCAUCAAAUCUGAUUAAGAUUGAAACUACACAAUCUGUACCAAGUCUGGAUAAUGUUGAGGAAUGUGUAGAAGGGAGCUGAAUAACAAAAUGAUCAGGGAUCUAAUUGAAGUAUGAUAAUUCUGGUUAGCCUCUGGGGUCAGAUUACAGGCAGUACUGGGAACCAGGAGGUUUGACUGUGAUGUGGGGGUUGGUCUGAAAUUAAAUUUUGUUUCCUGGAGUCCAGUAACAUAUUAAUUUAACUUGAGUUUUCUACUUUACACUGGGAAACUGCUAAGAAAUCAUGAGACUAAUGAGAUUGAGCUUUCCACUACACACUAUCACCCAAACUAUCAAACUGUGUGUGAGAGCUUUUGACAAAUGGACCAAUUGAUUGUUUACUGUUUUUGAAUUGGUGUAUUAUCAUAAGCCUUGCAGACAUUUCGUGUAUAUAUUAAACAAAUCAAUGUUAAAAUGGAAAGGCCUGUGUACUUAUCCCGUGAUUCUCAAUGCAUUUGGUAGCUAGAAAUUAACUGUGAAUAAUAAAAUGCUGUGUAUUCUUCA